Messenger RNA from Blepharisma stoltei, 456 nucleotides. Lineage: Eukaryota; Ciliophora; Heterotrichea; Heterotrichida; Blepharismidae. The record is from the annotation of a GenBank genome assembly.
AUGGAAAUCGAAUACAAGCCAUAUACAGAAGAAAGCCAACUCACUGAUAUCAUGAGAAUGAUUGACGCUGAGCUUUCAGAGCCAUAUAGUAUUUUCACCUAUCGAUAUUUUCUAUAUGCAUGGCCUCAUCUAUCAAUUCUUACUUACAAAGAAAACGAAUUAAUCGGAGUAAUCGUAUGUAAAGCAGAAGAACACAAAAAAGUGAUGAGAGGAUAUAUAGCUAUGCUUGCGGUAAAGCAAGAAUAUAGAAGGCAAGGCAUUGGAAAAGAAUUAGUAGCUAAAGCUAUUCAAAAAAUGAAAGAUGAUGGAGUGGAAGAAGUCACAUUGGAAGCAGAGAGCACAAAUUCUGCAGCGUUGAGGCUAUAUGAAGGCUUUGGGUUUGUCAGGGAUAAAAGGCUUCAGGCUUAUUAUUUGAAUGGAAAUGAUGCAUUUAGACUCAAGCUUUGGCUAAAAUAA